Molecule: messenger RNA, 2638 nt
Organism: Amoebophrya sp. A120
Lineage: Eukaryota; Dinophyceae; Syndiniales; Amoebophryaceae
Source: the annotation of a GenBank genome assembly
UAUAAAUACCUUUCCUAACUUCUCUAUCUAGUGUUACCCCCGAUUUGAAGAUUUUUAUUGUCUCCCGUAAAAUUCACGCAUUUUUCGACGUUUUAAGGAUCUUUUUUCUCGGCCAUCACCUCCGACUAGAAGAACUUUCAUACCUUCGAUAUGAUCCGAAGCUUGAUUCACUGUACCGAUCUGGUUAAAUAAAAAUAAGUUUGUUUCCACAUAGUUCGUUUGAUUCUACGCACCUCAUCUCCACCACCUGACAAUGCGAAAAGCGAUGCAGUACCUGAUGACCCCCGCUUUCCAGAGCGGGGGGAGCGCGGGCAGCAGCUCUACGUCCGGGGGCAGGAACAACAAUGUCGCUGGGUUCGCCGCCGAGGCGCCGGAGUACCAGGGCCCGUACGGGCAGAAGAACCAAGCCGACGACGCGCAAGCCGCCAAGAAGCAGGCGGCGAAGGAAAGGAAACAGAAAUACAAGGAGCUGGGCAAGCAGAAUAAGGACGCGAAACAGGAGAAGGAGGAGAAGGAGGGGUUCGGUGACGCGGCGUCCUAUGUCGACCUGGCGAAGAAGAGGCGGGAACAGGAGGGGGAACUGGUGAAAACGAUGGAAAAGUUCUCGGCGAUUUCCGCGGCGGAGUCGAAAUUUAUGGGCGGCGACGCAGACCUAUGCAUUGCAAAUAUGUCUGAAUCUGAAAGAAUGCAACUUGUCAUGCUAAUUCUGGAUAGUGCAAAAAUCUGUGUUGCGUGAUUACCAAAAGCUGUCCAGUUUUGACCAGGCUGAGAGGGAGUCUCUCAUGCAGACGAGGCAUGAUAGAGGUCGGACAGAAUCUGUCAUGCUGGGUCAUGUAUGACAGACCUCACGCGUCAAGGAAAACCUGCAUGACAAGUCUUCCAAUCUUCGUCGACCCAGACAUUUUUGCAGUUGAUAAGACCACACGUUUUGGGUCAAGGGUCUCGACGAAAACCUGCUCCAGCAGAGGAGAAAGGAGCUGGAUCGGGAACAACGAUCGGCCGUCACCAAUGACCCGGAUGCACGGAUUAUGGAACAGUACUACAAGAACGUGGUUUUGCAGCUUUUGGUGCGUCAGCGUAGUUGCAUUUUAUAAUAUAUCACCUGUAGUUGAUUGCAUAUGCAUUGUCUUUUCAAAUCUCGACUACUAGUAAAUCCAAAAGAAAUACUACCCAAAAAACUACCCCUCAGACGGCAGCGCGCGAAGGAGAAUCUGGAGAAGAAGCAAACCUCGAAAUCCGUCCUGGCGCAGCGCGUGGAAGCUGCUUUUGUGAAGUCCCUGCACCCAGAUCAGAACGGAUUCCGGCAACACCUGAAGUCGAUGCACACGCGGCUGUACAAGGGAGACAAGGUGAAGUCCGGCCCGGUCACCUUUCUGCCGAAGCGGACCUAUUACCAAUUUUCGACCGACCUCUUCGAUCUGGAAGAAAAGCCCGUUUACGGGUCGCGGAGCAAGGCCGAGUGUCCGGAUUUGGACGAAAAGAUCAAGUGCGAGUAUGUGGAGAAGGAGUUGCUGAAGCACAUCAAGGAGACCAUGGCGGACUUCAAACAAAACAAGAAGUUGCGGAAACAGGGGCUCUUGCUCCCGGGAACAACCACCAGAGUGGACGACGUGAGGUCGCUAAGUGGUGGGGGUGGAACGACUGGAAGAGGUUCUACCUCGGAAAUAAGGGAACAAAGGGAUAGAGACACUAGUAGGCACGGCAGCAGUCGACAUCCUCACGGCAGUAGGCGUCAACACACGACCACCAGCUCGAGGAGCAAUAAGCCAGCAGCUGACGACAGUGACGACGACAUUUUCGGGGGUGGCAGUGCGAAGUCAUUUAAGGAUUUGGUGAAAUCCACGAUUGCGAAACCUGGGGCAGCAGCCAGCAGAGAACAGAAGCCGAAGCAGAAGGACAAACUGGCUUUAUUGGCGGAAGUCCAGGACGAGCGGAUGUUUGACAAGUUGGAAGAGGGAUUGGACCCUUUCGCCGGGCAAGAGAAUGCGGACGACGAGUUCAUCCCCUCUCGGAAGUACAAGGGGAGCAAAAAGGGCUGGAUUUUCACGACCCGAGACGGGAAAACCGGCUACUACUUCGACUACGCGAGGCUGGACACCGCCCAGGGCCUCGCGGACCGGGCGAACGAGCGGAAAAAGCUCGCGCAGGAGCGACUAGCCCGGUUGACGGGGAAAACGGCGAGCGACGAAGCAUACAGCGAAUACAAGGCGGACGACAACGUGUUUCAGCACACGAAAGAGACGAUCGCCGCACAGGUGAAGGCGGAGGAGGAAUUUGAAAAAUUGUCGGAAAAGAAGAAAAAGAAGCUCGCCGCCAAAAUGGACCAGGACACCACGGACGGGGCGAAAUUCUUCAUGAAAUCCGGGAACGACGGUACUAUGCAGGAGAAGGGCGGGGAAAAGAAAUUCAAAUCGGUCGAUGAUGAGCUGAAGGCGAUAGACAAACUGAAGGAGAAGGGCAGCAUGAAAAAGUUCGAUGCCAUGGAAGCCGCGCAGCCCUCGGCGAAAAGGGCCAAAUAUUUCUGAUUAUUCAUCAUCUACCUACAACAACUUGGAGCAGGGCAAUUUUUUGUCAAACAAUCGAUAUUUAUGAUCUCUGAACACGAGCGACACAACAAUAAGUAUUUCUAGGAUUAUAU